CGCAAAGUUGAGUCGAAAGCAAAAGCUGUGGUGGGAUGAUUAUGUCCUGAUCGCAUCGUGGGUAAGCUUCUUACCUUUCCACAAUCCUGCAAUCUCCUAGCUUAGUAGAAGGAAGUCACGAAUACAAACAGGUCCUGUUGCUCAUCCAGUCCAUCAUCACGCAAGUAGGCCAACUCAUCGGCUUCGGUAAACACGCCGUAGACAUUCCGCCGCAAAACCUCGCUACUAUUGCGCUGUACACGUCCGUCGGCGCAUCGAUAUCCUGCUUCCAUUCGACGGGGAGUAAGAUUUCUUUCGGGGUCACGCUCCUCCGCCUCGUCAAGGGACGGUGGAAGUCAUUCGUAUGGUUCGCAAUCGUCACGCUGUUCCUCGCCAUGUUACCCAGCGCAUUUCUCCAAUGGGUUAUUUGCACGCCCCCGCAAAAGGCGUGGAAUCCUGCGGUCAAAGGCAAAUGCUGGAAUCCGGGCAUUGUCACCAACUACGGCAUCUUCAAUGCGGCGUAUUGCGCCGUCAUGGACUUUGCGUUGGCGCUACUACCGUGGACAAUUAUCUGGGGCCUGCAGAUGCGCUUGAGGGAGAAGUUUGGCGUGGGAGUUGCCAUGUCGCUUGGGCUUCUGUCGGGGGUGUGUGCCAUUGUCAAGGGGAUUUAUAUCGUGCAACUCCGCGAGCAGGACUUUUUCUAUAACGGCAAAGACGUGACCAUCUGGACCUCUGUGGAAACCGCCACUGCCAUAAUCGGCGCGUCUAUACCUGUUCUCCGCGUCUUCUUUAGGGAGAAAAGACCACCCCGCAGCAAGCAAGGUAAGCCCAAGAAAGUGCCUCGCAUGGGACAUCUCUGCGGCGGUCACGAUUUAGGAUAAGGCAGUCGGAGGGGUAAAGAUGAGAGUUGGAAAAUGCCUGGAUGCCGCCAGCGUUCGGAAUAUAUUGGUGGCUGCGGGUAAUAAUGGAUGUCAAUAAUACAAAGAAAAUAAAAGAGUACGAUACAUUACCCCCAUAUAUUGCAUGAUAGUUACAGUUAGUAUAUGGAAAUCGAAAAUAUGGACAGCUACUCCCAAAACUCUUUCCACUCUUUCUCCAGCAACGCCAUAUUGUCAAGCACCAUCGCCGCCUUCAUCGCCAGCUCAUUGCCCUGAGUCAGCUGCGAAUUCACGCCCCUCCAGUCAACCUAUUAAGAUUAGCCUCCCGCAAGGCCCUGAUGGCAUUAGUUAAACACGUACUGG
Cucurbitaria berberidis CBS 394.84 is the source of this 1220-nucleotide messenger RNA. RefSeq lists its product as uncharacterized. NCBI's taxonomy places the organism in Eukaryota, Fungi, Ascomycota, Dothideomycetes, Pleosporales, Cucurbitariaceae. Bases 375 to 860 code for a protein of 161 amino acids. The record is from RefSeq and is a predicted model, not a curated record. The transcript is spliced from 2 exons.